Messenger RNA from Jatropha curcas, 1845 nucleotides. Lineage: Eukaryota; Viridiplantae; Streptophyta; Magnoliopsida; Malpighiales; Euphorbiaceae. The record is from RefSeq and is a predicted model, not a curated record.
AUAUGUGGAAGUUGCCACGUACGGCAAAGCUCGCUAUAAGGAAGAACCAAGUAGACUUGGCUCUUCUCCCGUCUGUCUGUCAAACUCUCCUGUUUCUCUCUUUUCUUUUCCCUUAAAAUUUAUUUUCUGAGCUGAAAAUAUUUGGAACCCUCUUGAGAAAGACUUUUUGUUUGAUUCAAAAAGAUGGAAAAGAAAAGCAAAAGAAGACGACUUUCAUCAUUGGUGAAGAUCUUCUUCUUCGUUCUGGUUUUAGCUGCAACUUUUCGCGGCUCUUUAUCAGCGGCCAUUCAACAACCCAGCAAAAAGAAGUCAACGUCAACCCAUACGACGGCUGCUACUAGUUUUGACUCUUCUUUCGUUCUUCCUAUCUCUGGAAAUGUUUAUCCACUUGGGUACUAUUCUGUUUCCGUCAAUAUAGGUAAUCCCCCCAAGCUUUUCGACUUAGAUAUCGACACAGGUAGUGACCUCACUUGGGUCCAAUGUGAUGCGCCUUGUACCGGUUGUACAAAGCCUGUGGAUCACCUUUACAAGCCAAGAAACAAUCUAGUGCCUUGUUCUAACCCCUUCUGCAGCGCUAUGCAUUCGUCAGAAAACCACCAAUGUGAGUCUUCAAACGAUCAAUGCGAUUAUGAGGUGCAGUAUGCUGAUGAAGGUUCAUCUAUUGGUGUGCUGGUCUCAGACCACUUUCCUCUAAGAUUAAUGAAUGGCUCUCUCCUCAAUCCUGUAAUGGCCUUUGGAUGCGGAUAUGAUCAAAAAAAUCCAAGUCCAAUCCCUCCUCCUCCAACGUCAGGGGUCCUUGGCCUUGGGAAAGGAAAAUCAAGCAUCAUAUCACAAUUGCAAAAAUUGGGUGUGAUGAAAAAUGUUAUCGGACACUGUUUAAGCAGUCGUGGAGGAGGAUUUUUAUUCUUUGGAGAUUAUCUUGUGCCUUAUUCAGGAAUCAGGUGGAUACCAAUGUCGCAAAGUUCCUCAGACAAACACUACAUAUCAGGACCAGCAGAGCUUCUUUUUGGUGGAAAGCCUACUGGUGUAAAGGGCCAGCGAUUUAUUUUUGACAGUGGGAGCUCCUACAGUUACUUCAAUGCCCAACUGUACAAAAACAUGCUUAAUUUGAUAAGAAAGGAUCUAUCAGGAAAGCAAUUAAAAGAUGCACCAGAGGAGAAAGCCCUCUCUAUCUGCUGGAAAGGUAUAAAACCUUUCAAAACUGUUAGUGACGCCAAGAGCUACUUCAAGCCCUUAGCAUUAAGCUUUACAGCUGCGAAGAAUGUUCAGUUGCAGUUGCAACCUGAAGAUUAUCUUAUCGUCACGAAUGGGGGAAAUGUGUGCUUGGGGAUUCUAAAUGGCAGCGAAGUAGGGCUUGGAAACCUCAAUGUCAUUGGAGAUAUUUUCUUCCAAGAUAAACUUGUGAUUUAUGACAAUGAUAAGCAUCAGAUCGGUUGGGUUCCUGCAAAUUGUGACAGACUUCCCAAGUCCUGAACCAUUCUAUUCUAAUAGUUCUUCCCUUUGAUGCAAUUUUGCUGAAGGACUUUCUCAUUGGGAUUUUUUUAUUGACAGUGUGGACCGUGAUUUUAUCGAGGGUUUUUGUCAGCCUUACACUAUCAAUUACGGUAUCCUUGAAGACCACUGUCCAUCACAAUAUGCUACUGUUAAGAACAAUAAACUGAUCGAUACAGAGGGCAUUGGACCAAGAUAUAAAAGGCAAAAAUAGCUUUAUGAUAUUAUAUAUUGUAAAUAAAUACAUUUGUUCAAUCAUAGGUUUAAAAAAGCUGUUCUUUUUUGUUCUGUAACCAUCGCAAAUAUAAAUGGGUAUGACCCACAUACAAAGAAAGUAACUUUUGUUACAAAAUA